CUCCUCUCUGGCCAAUAGGCGGCUUCCCUGAGCGCGGCGCUGGGCACGUGACCGCGGCGCUGCGGAGCCGGGCCCGGCGCGGCGGAGCCCAGGCCAGGGCAGCGGGGCCGCCGCCGCCUCCUCCUCCGCCUCCUCCGCCUUCACGUCACCGCUCCCUGAGCUCGGCCGCGGCCUCCCGUCGCCUGGGGCAACGCCAGCGCCGCCGCGGCCGCAGGUGGGCUGCGCGGAGCCGUUGCCGCUCGCGCUGCGCGGCCUCGUGGCCUCUCGGCUCCGCUGAGCGCGCGGUGGGGGAGCGGCGCGGGCAGCUGCGGUUGCGGGGCUGAGGCGGCCGGUUGUGCGGGUCGGCCCGGCCCGGCCCGGCCCCGCCGGGACCUGUUUUUCCCGAAGCGUCGUGUGCCGCGGGAGAGGGUGGCAGUGCGGGGUCAGCGCGGCGCGGUGCCCCCCUCCGCUCUUCAGGCGUUUCCGGAUGACAAGGUAACAUCUGGGCCUCUGCACUCCUUCUCCAAGUCGUCUUGGGUUUUUCUGACCUGUCCACAUUGUUUUGUAGCUUUCAUGGCUCUGGAUGGCUAAUGAAGAGGCAUGUUCAGUCUAAUGGCCAAUUGCUGCAGCUGGUUAAAAAGGUGGCAGGAACCUGUCAGGAAGGUGACACUAAUAAUGGUGGGACUUGAUAAUGCUGGUAAAACUGCUACAGUCCGAGGAAUUCAAGGAGAGUCUCCUGAAGAUGUGGCUCCAACAGUUGGGUUUUCCAAGAUUGACCUUAAACAGGGACGCUUUGAAGUCACCAUCUUUGAUUUAGGAGGUGGAAAACGAAUUCGAAAUAUCUGGAAAAAUUACUAUGCUGAGUCCUAUGGUGUAAUAUUUGUUGUGGAUUCCAGUGAUACUGCAAGAAUGGAAGAAACAAAGCAAACCAUGAUAGAAGUUUUAAACAACCCUAAGAUAUCAGGAAAACCUGUGUUAGUGCUGGCAAAUAAGCAGGACAGAGAAGGGGCUCUGUCAGAAGCAGAUGUAAUUGAAACCUUAUCUCUGGAAAAACUUGUCAAUGAACACAAGUGUCUGUGUCAAAUUGAACCUUGCUCAGCUGUUAUGGGCUAUGGGAAAAAAAUUGAUAAAUCAAUAAAAAGGGGUUUAUAUUGGCUUCUACAUAUCAUAGCAAAAGAUUUUGAUGCCUUAAAUGAGCGCAUCCAAAGAGACACUACAGAACAAAAAGCACAUGAAGAACAAAAGAAACUAGAACGAGCUGAGCGAGUGAGAAGGAUACGAGAAGAAAGGGAAAAAGAAGAAGGAAGAGUACCUGAUGAGGAAGACCCUGAGCCUGGAAACUGUGAAAACCCCUUCCAGCCUAUAUCUGCUGUAAUCUCUGAGAAUGAAAAACAAAUUGAAAAGGAAAAGAAGCGGCAAAGGUUGGAGACUGAAAAGACAACUGCCUUGAAAUCACAAGCAGAGCAGGAACAAAUGGAUGCCCAGCAAUUAUCAAGUAGCAGUAGCCAAAAUGUAAAUGAUAGCAGGCUAGAAACAUGCAGUUCUACAACUACACAGCUCUUGCAGCAUGAAGAGAAUGAGCAGCAAACCUCAGAUUGCCUUGACUCAGAUAACAGUAAGAAAAAAAAUAAAAAACUAAAAUUAAAAAGGAGCCAUAGAGUAGAACCUAUUAAUUCAGAGGAUGCUGUUCCCAAAAAUCCCACACCACCAGCAGCUCUUCCACCAGUUGGCUGGGGAUCUCCCAAACUUAAUAGACUUCGAAAACUUGAGCCUCUUGGUGAAACACAUCACACUGAUUUCUAUGGAAAGCCUCUGCCCCCGCUGACUAUACGCCAAAGACCCAACAGUGAUACCCAUGAUGUAAUUGCUUAAUUAGAUCACAAACAGCACUUAAAAAAAAAAUAUAUUUAAAUAAGUUAUCAGAGUGACCUUGAAGGACAUUUUUUAAAUGACAGCCUGUCAGCUUGUUGCAGAACAACUUUGUGACAAUUAAACAUGGAAGUCAUUCUGUCAUACUUAGUUGAUCAGAAUUUGUCAUCCUACUUUUCACAUCACCAGCUCUUCUUCAGGAUUUAGCAAGAAAUCAAGAAAGGUCUCUGUGUCCAUGGAUGCUCAUAUGAACAUGGUAUUGAAUAUUCAUUUGGCUUACUGGUGAAAAUACCUAGCUGGAAACCUGAAGAAAAAUACCUUCAAGUUCACAUAAUACUCAAUUGUAUGUUCUUAUCAAAACCUUUUUCCAGGUGCUGCAUUGUGGUCGGUAUUUUUGUAGCUAUUAAAUGGUUCUAAAGCAUUGUGUAAGAUUCAUAUGUGUUGGGGUGAAUGCAGGAAGGUUAUGCAACAAAUAUUGAAUAUAUUUUUCUAUAUUUUUGUAACAUUAUUUGAAAGUUUUAGUAGACAUGCAUACCUGCUACAAAUAAGAAAGCAUUAGAAAGCUGAUAGUCAAAUGCAUAUGAGCAUGUUUGACUCUUUUUUCUGACAUUAGCAAUACCUAUUUUUAGGGAUUAUUUUACCAUAUGUAUCUUUUGUAUUUCUGGCAAUCAGGGAGGGAGGGGGGCAGGUAGAAGGUAAAGUUUAAGAUUAAUACAUUUUAUAAAAAAAUAAUGCUAUUUAAUUGUCUGAAAGUUUUGUUAUUUGUUAGUUUUGUUAACUGAGUUUGGCAUAAGUAAAAAAUGCAGGUGGAAAAACAGAACUGAAUAUCGUAUUGGCUACUACAUCAUACAAGAAAUUUGCACUACUUCAGUCAUCAAUUCUGAUGGCAACUGAGUCAACCAGUAUGCAUAUAAGCUUCAGCACUUUUUAAUCACGAGCAUCUUGAAAACCAAAGAAGCUCCAUAUUUUUAAGGACGUAUGUUGUAUUUCCAUAGAAUGUGUUAAUUUUACAUUUUAAAAAAUCAAGUAAUACAUAAACAGUAAGGGUUACAAAUGGAUACAUUCCUAUUUAAAUGUUCUUUAUAUGCUGUUUUUACUCUUAUAUUGGAGACAACCAUUGGUAUAUUUUGUAAAGGUAUAUCACUUAGAGCUAGGAUGAAACCCCCAAUCAAAGGCAUAUUUUUUUAAGAAGUAUUACUUGCUUCUCUAUUAUGCUCUCAAUCUUCCAUAACAUGCUAUUACCACAAGAUUUGAGUAGAUAUUAAAACAAUGCACUGUAUAUAUUCAACAUUUUGACAUUAGAAGUGUUCACCAUAUACCCCUUACAACAAUGAAUUACAUAAAUAAAACAUCUACCAUAUUAAUCAAAAUGAAAUUAACAAAGAUUUUUAAAGAAUAUCUAUGGGGAGGUGGAAUCCGUUUUAAGUAUGUUAAGUUUGGAAUGUGUGGAGAGGAAUAUUUCAAGUUUGCUAGUUUAGGGAUGAAACAAUUUGUAUGUGACUGUCAGCAUGGGAAUACUUUUCUUGUAUUCUAAUAAUGUAACAUGGUUCAGUUUGAUUAUUCUCAGGAUUUAGUCAUUGUCACUUCAAAUAAAAACUUAAGCAGAGGGGGAGUUGCAUAAAAAGUUUAUUUGUGCAAUCUCAAUCUUGCUAUCUAUGCUACCACUUUAUUAUUUUUGUUUUGCUUAAAGGCUCUAAAUUUGCAGGCUUAUUUUUUUUACAGCUUCAGUUUUUAGUAAUGUAUUACCCUUUUAUUUUAACACUAAUCUCAAAGAAAUUAAUGGAUGUCUUUAUUAAAAAAAAAAACUAAAUACUGCUGUGGAAACAAAAUUUGAGAAACUGAAAUGUAAGAUCUGGAUACUUAGAUUUGAAAUGUGUGUUGUGUGUGUGGACACGUGUCCAUUUUUUUCCUGUUUUUAAAAUAAAUGUUACCAACAUGUGACCAAA
This is a messenger RNA of Apus apus (common swift), 3794 nucleotides long. It is a transcript of the gene ARL13B, whose product is annotated as ADP ribosylation factor like GTPase 13B. The transcript has 11 exons. Gene Ontology annotation, biological process: non-motile cilium assembly; receptor localization to non-motile cilium. Gene Ontology annotation, molecular function: GTP binding; GTPase activity. Lineage: Eukaryota; Metazoa; Chordata; Aves; Apodiformes; Apodidae. The record is from RefSeq and is a predicted model, not a curated record. Bases 580 to 1851 code for a protein of 423 amino acids. Gene Ontology annotation, cellular component: ciliary membrane; non-motile cilium; motile cilium.